AUGAAGUUUGGUGCACAACAAACAGAUGAUGGGGAUGAAGUCAUAGCCACCUAUAAUGUCUACUCAUCCCCCAUGUUGCAACAUCAAUUACAUAUAUUUCAAUUUCCACUGAGGCGAAAGAUGCGACCGUACGAGGCAAGUGAUGUGCAACUCUUCGCUACUGAAGGGGUAAUGCAAGCGGAAGAUACAUCAUCUCUAUUAACAUCCUCUGCAACAAGAGGAACAGAAACAACAUCUAAUGCCCAUGGACAAGGGACUUCAUCCAAUAUGAUUCUACGACCCUCAUCAAGAUUAACAAUGCAUUGUCGUAUUGAUACCUUUGGUUCAAGUUCUUUUGCAGAUCCACCGCCACAACAACAACAACAAUUGGAUAAUGCAUCAGGAAGAGGAGAACAACAACAACAACAAAGACAUUCUUAUCACUACGCAUUACAAUCACAACCCUUUCAAUCACGAUGUGAUUACGCUGUUGGUUUUAUUGUGGAUGGAGCCAUUCACCUCACUCCUGUCAGUACUAUUCAGCAGUUUACACCAAUUGUAAAACCAACAUCAUUUAAUACUGUCCAUCGUGUGGGUGAGGCCUUUGUGAGUGCACCCUCUAUGGCGAUUGUCCCCGGCCUCACCAUCUCAGACCGCAUUAAUCGUGAGAUGCUACGACAGCGCAGUGUCAUGUUAAACACAGAUGCCGAUUCUGCAAAGGAAUUACAAUAUUUUCCCAUCAACUCUGUCGAGAGUAUGGCGAUGCGACGUCGUCUCUGGUCACCGGUGUAUGAUGCCGCGCCGAUUGCACGUGCAGCCGCCACUCAGCGUGUAAAGACACGAACAGAAGACAGUCUUUUCCCACCAGAGCUUCUCGUUUCGGGUGGAAUCACUGGAGGCGAAGGAGCGGCCACUGCAGGCAAUCUCCUCCGGCGAUACGCCGAUCGUCACAGUGUGAUGGAUCAAGUACUCGUACUCCUACGGCGAUGUCAGGUAUUGACAUUUGAAGAACUACGCGAGUUAAUUGUUCCACCCGAUCAGGCAUUCAUUCCCUCAUCACCUGUAUCACGUCAACAACCACAACAACAACAACAGGAACAACAACAACAACAUCAGGUGAAGGAUGAACAACUUCUUGAGGCACUACGAGAAGUGGCAGUUUGGAUGCAUGGAGUGUGGGUCUCCAAGACGGCUCCUCGCUUUAAAGGACCUGUAGCCGCAUUACGUGAAGUUAUUCUCCUUCACUUCUUUGAAAGCCCAGAUGCUACAGUCACACGUGCAAGUUUAAACGCUCUUGUUACCAGCAAUGUACUUCGACGAACUGUAAAGGAAGUAUUGGAGAGUGUUUCCUCACUUAAUAAGGAUGAACCAGAUCCUUCUAAACGGGUUUGGCGUCUUUGGCAUGUGCCUUCUUCUUCAGAAGCGCGAAAGGCGAUGAUACAGGCUUCCGAAAGUAUAUGUCCGCAGGAAAUCACAUUUCAACGAAUGCAAUGGGAAAAGUUUAAACCUUAUAUAAUGUCCCAUUUGAAUGCCAUUAAUGCCGGACAAUCUGUACCCCGUCUUCUUUUCACUACUCGUAGAAAUGAUGUGAGUGGUGAUAUUGCAAAUAUUACCGGUACAGCUGCUGCUGCUGCUGCCGCUGCGACAACAAGUGUCAAUCCUGCUUCUUUUAAAGAUGAAGAUAUUGCACCUAUUGUAGGGUAUAUUCGAAGACUAUUUCUAGAACACGGUGUGUUAAAUAAACAACGUGCAAAAGAACUUGUAAUGAAAGCGAAACAACAACAUUACCCAGAUGCAACAAAUCCAAUGCUGAGUGCAGCUUUGCAGCGGUGUGUGCAACCGUUUACAAAUGCCACCUGGGUCUUGAAAACACUUGGCGAACCAGAAGUGGAUCGUCAUCGACCGUUGAUAUUAGAGACCGUACUGGAACUUGUUAACUUUGAGACUCGUGCUUUUCAUGCGUUACUGGAAGAGAAACAACAACGUCUGCGCACUGGCAGUUCCAGUGGUGGGGAUGAUCAAGCGGGUGGUGGUGGUGGUGGUGGUGAGGACUUGCAGAAAGUCAUCUCACGUGUAUUGGCAGAGGUGGCCGUGUAUAAACAACACGAGAGGUUGUGGCAUCUCAAGAGUGGCAAUGUGAUCAUCGAGUAA
This is a messenger RNA of Trypanosoma theileri, 2130 nucleotides long. RefSeq lists its product as uncharacterized. Gene Ontology annotation, biological process: DNA-templated transcription. The record is from RefSeq and is a predicted model, not a curated record. The transcript has a single exon. Lineage: Eukaryota; Euglenozoa; Kinetoplastea; Trypanosomatida; Trypanosomatidae. Gene Ontology annotation, cellular component: nucleus; RNA polymerase III complex. The coding region runs from base 1 to 2130 and encodes 709 amino acids.